AUGGAAGAGAUUGAUGUUCUGCAAAACAUUACGGAACAGAGAGUGGUACAACGUUUUGUACUAGCAACAUUCUAUUUUGCCAACGGCAAAGAGCGAUGGGGCAAUUGGCUCAACCACAGUGUUCAUGAGUGCGUUUGGUAUUCAAGUUUGAAGGACUUUUAUGUCAUUUCUUUUGCCUAUAUAGUCUUCCCGCUGCAUCACAUCAGUCCCUGUGAGCAAGACCCAGCUGGAUAUCUAGAGGAUGGCAUCUUGUAUCAGGGAAAUGGAAUCAUCAGACACUUGUGGCUGUCAUUGAGGGUACUGAAUGGCCUGAUGGUAUCAGAGAUUCCACCUGAGCUCCACUUGCUUACUGAACUUAAGAGCUUGGCAUUGGAUGCAUUCAACCUUACCAGCACUAUCCCAGAAAACCUGUUUGACCUUCCCAGUUCUUUGGAGCUUAUUUCGAUCACUGCUGGUGGCCUUUAUGGAUCCAUUCCUGAGGCAAUUGGGAGAUUCUCAGAACUUGCUGUUCUCUACUUUGCCACCAACUCUUUGACGGGAACUAUUCCAUCAUCCCUGUAUUCCCUUACAAACUCCAUGAGAAGCAUUGCUCUAUUAGAAAAUCAGCUGACAGGACCAUUACCAACAGAACUGGGAUUGCUUACUAAUUUACAGCAUAUAUGGGUUCAAACCAACUUAUUCACGGGUACCAUUCCCACAGAACUGGGACAAUUGACUCUAUUGGAUAGAUUAGAUCUUUCCUUCCAUAUGUUGAGUGGCACUAUCCCAGUGGAGCUUUCAGUUCUUACAGACAUGGUAAAUCUGUACAUGCAUGACACAUACCUUUCAAGGACAAUCCCCAUGUGGCUUGGCAACAUGACAUCCCUGGACACAUUGUCGCUGGGGGGGAACUCCUUUACUGGGAUUAUCCCAACCGAACUUGGCCUUCUAACAAAGAUGUCUGUCUUAUGGCUUGGUAUGAAUGCUUUGUCGGGCACAAUCCCGAGCGAGAUUGGAAUGUACGAGCAAGUGAUUGUGUUGAGCUUCGAAAACAAUGAUCUGACAGGAACUAUUCCAACAGAGCUUGGACUGCUUACCCAUUGUCUGUAUCAGUUGUGGCUGUUUGACAACGAUUUGACUGGAAUAGUGCCUUUGGAGCUUGGCAAUGUUCCUUUCCCUGCACCUUACGGUGAAGUCUUUUUGCAUGGAAAUGAUCUUUCUGGCAUUAUCCCUGAGAGCUUGUGUUCUGCCAACAGCCUUUAUUUUGACUGCAGCACCUUCCUGUGCGGAUGUGACUUGUGUAACUGUUCUGACGUUGAAACAUUACCGAUCCAGGAUGGAGAGACUGCCGAUGAAGAUGGUCAGCUGGUCAGCGAGGCAAACCAAACUGAAGGGAGCCAAACUGGACUAUGA
Messenger RNA from Seminavis robusta, 1392 nucleotides. The record is from the annotation of a GenBank genome assembly. NCBI's taxonomy places the organism in Eukaryota, Bacillariophyta, Bacillariophyceae, Naviculales, Naviculaceae.